AUGUAUUGGCCCCAAGCGCUGACGCUCUUCGCGGCAGCGCUGGUGCUCGUGCGCGCGGCGGUAGCGAAGGACCCUCUUGCAAACAUAAAGCCCGUUUGGACGCGAGCAGAGGACCCCGGCGAGGGAAAUAGCUGGCCUCUGCAGCCUCCACUGUAUGAUCUGUUUGCUGCUGAGCUCCUUCAAGAAAAAGCGCCUUCCUCUCGAGUGGAUGGGCAAGGCUCAGAGCGUUUUUGGCUACCGGGGGAUACUGCCGCCCCUGCGGCAUUCCCACCGGACCCCCCAGCAAAUACGGCAGCUGGAGAAACAGGGGGAGAGUCAGCCUCCCCGAAUAUAGCAGCAAAAGAAGACACGGAGUGGGUGCAACUCGUUAUAGAGGGGCAGAGACUGCCUUUGGCCGAAAAGUUUGUGGGGAAAAUCAUUCCUAGACCUCCCGUUACCCUACGGCCCCAAGGGACCCCACGUCUCUCUAACCGGAUUGGCAGCAGCGGUUCACUUCAUCGAAGAGGCAUAGAUAUACUGAAUGAUUCUACACAGCCCAUUCAAAAGGCAGCCACCGAGCAACGGACAGGCUUCCAGGAUUGGAUUUGGGAACCCUCUCUCGGGCCUGCUGACAAACCGGAAAGCACGGUGGCUGAUACAGCUCAGCUCCUGGAGGUCCCUAGCCGCGUGGAGCUGGUUGUCCACAUUGAUACAUUGCAGAAAGGCGCACCGGUAUUGUACGCAUUUCGAUGGGGGAAACCAAGCACGUGGACCGAGUAUGAUUAUCUUCUAGAGGCUCGGGAGGAAGGCGUCUAUGUAGUGGAGCUGCAGGAGCCUUUAUUGUUCCCUAGCCGCGCAGUGCAGCCACUGCGCCCUGCAGCCCGUGCAAGCACUGGUGGAUCCACCCUUUCUUAUAGAAGCCGAAGGGUGAGUGAAAAGGCACCCUCUGAGAACCCUCGAGCUUUCCAGCGCCUUGAAGGUGCUGCGGGCUGUAGGACCUUCACUUUUGCGGAUACACAGGAGACAGCUAAGAGUCGGUCGGCACAGCUGAAUCCGGCAUGGAACGGCAGCAUGUCCACUGUAAAAGCGCAGGCGAACAGCAUCAAAACCCGCAAAGCAGCCGUGCCUCUAUACUACACCAUACAGUUCUCGCCGCCCCGUGGGACCUCUAGCGAUGGACUAGGGCCGAUGAGCUUCAUGCAGCACUCGCUCUGCCUAGUCUUCUCGGGGACUCCCUCACUACAAAUCUUUUCUUUAGAGGGUCUUGAAGAGCCUGCGGGACAGACUUCUGCUGCGGCGAAAACUUCACAGAACGAAUUGCGUUUUUCUGAAGAUCAAUCAGAGGGCUACCUUCAUUCAGAGGUGCAUUUCUUAAGCGAUGUACCAUUCGGAAGAGAGGUGGGAAAAGAUAAAGGCGGAAAGCUCGGAAACAUGCGCGAAAUGCAAGCAUGCACGAAUAUCUCACAGCUUCCAGUUUUAGAGGGGGAGUUUCAGGCUUUGUCGCUGCUUCACGGCCCUUACAGGGGAAGACCAACGAUCCCAUCCGCGGCUCCCGCUAAGCCCUUGCAUGCGUUAUCAGCCGAGGUUUCCGCCAGUGCAACAUCUGUGCCCCUUGAUAGUACUCUGCCGCAGUUGCACCUGGCAUCGGCAGCUGGAGAGUGCGCUACCCCCUACUCAGAUUAUGUAUACUUCAGCGAGCCGCUGGCGUUCAGCCGCAGAGCCUUCAAUCCUGAGAAGGCCCGCGCGUUUUGGAGCAAGGCUUGGCGUAGGCCUCUUCCCUCCGCCGACGAGGUGAAAACCCCAGAGGAUCAGCUUGCUUCCAGUGAAACUGCGACAGAGAGCGCAACGUACGACACGAAAGACGCGACGCCCCUUCAGCAGUUCCGCGGCAGGCAGCUCCUGCAAGAGCCAUCGGUGACCUUUCUGUGGAGGCAGCUGGUGUUGUUACAGGGUGAAGGCACUUCAUCGCGGGACAAACGGGAGACCUCCCUCACCAACGCAAUGACAGAAUCUCUUUGGGAUAUACUAAGCAGAGGCCAAAGCCCCUGUGUCUUGCUGGGCUUUAGAAGUCCGGAGGGCUCUAUAGACCCUCCUGCCGGCCCUGCACUUGAUGGCGCUGCAGUGACUAAGACUUCCAACGACUUUACGCUAAACUCCUGCAAGGCCUUGGCCGCAGCAACAAAGCGGGGGCUACUGACUCCAGAGGCCCUUACUGGGCCUCAGGGGGUCUCCUGGUUGCUGCCCAAGGAAGUGCUGCCCUCCCAGAUACUGGAAGGCGCAGGCUCCGUGGUGUACCAUGUCCAGCUAAUUGUUCCGGUGUCUUCGACUUCCACAGGUCCGUCAGACCGUCAGAAAAAGGGAGCCUUGGACUUUAACAGGCAGGCGCACAGGGCAGCGCCCCAACAACUGGCAGAGCAGCGACACCCAGACCAGAGCCAGAAUGGCCAGUUGUGGGUGCUGCAGCAAGGACUUGAGGUUCGAGAGCCCGCUUACGGCGAAUGGUUCUUGUCUCUUCGAAGGCUCUCCAAAGAUUUCCCUGGGUUGCAAGAGCAGGCAAAAGGCUCAGCUGCGGAUUUUUUGGCCCUCUAUGUUAUUCAACGCUCCUGCAGGACUGUUCUUGCAGAGGCGAAAAGGCGGCUGGGGAAGAAAAUGCUGCAUCACACAGAAAGGGCCUCUCUCGGGGCUGUUAGAGUACCAAUGGCGUACUCUGAAAGGACCAAGAGAGAAGCGCAGCACCACCACGCCCCUACCUGGCGUGGCGCUGGGCACUAUUUAGAAACCCAAAAGAGCCUUCCAGAGAUCUACCUCGGAAGCUUCCCGAAACAAGCAGGUAUUGGACCGUCUGGGAGUAGGGCCGUUCCUUGUGGCGUUGAGCCACUCACAGACACGGGUGGUGUCACGCUUGGGGAUCCUCAACUGGUAGACCUCAAGAGAGACUGUAAUUGGUGUAGCCAGCCGAUUGCGGCAUUCACACCCGGUUCAGCCCUCUACCCACAACGGCUCCAGCUCACGUUUAAGUUGGGCAGUCCUUCUAUUCCUGGGGAGGCGUCUCUCCUGGUGCGUCCUGCAGAAGCUCGACGAUUGGACACUGCAGCAGACACGACCCUCGGGGGCGAUUCAGACUCAGGCAGCCCUGCUGAGGCGCAGUGGAGAGCUGUGGGUUCUCCUGUCUUCUCCUCUUUGUCUUUGACACCCGCUACUGCUUCGGGAGGACGGAGCCUCUCGGUCACUGUGGACUUCGUGGCCUUUGCUGCCUCUCGCACACGCCGAUGUGCGCCCUUCUUGCAUCCUCUUCACACAGAGGGCCCACCACAACUCGGCUCCCGCCGGCUAUACUUUUAUGCCCUAGCUGUCCAGGUAACUCGGGAUGCGGUACCGCAGCAGCCCGUGCAUUGGGGGGCUGGGCUGCAGGAGACAGCUAAUCCAGCCGCAUUUUCCAGGGUUGUAGACGCUCACAACUCAACUACAACACGGAAGGGGCUUGUACGCCUUCCCGUCUUCUGUGAAGACCCAGAAGACUCAGCAGAUGACCUUCAGGGAGCGUACACCGCACCCUCCGUCGUGGAAGCAACACUUCAAUUCACAGGCAGCCCCUCCUGGAUAUUUAAAAGUGAAAUUCUCCCCCCCGAUUUCGAUAUGCUCCCAACCACCUAUUUACUACAGUGGCAACUCCUGGAGGGAGAGAAUUACGCUAGAACUUCCUCAACAAACCCGCUUUCGCGGGCUCAAAAAACGACAGUCCCCAUGCAGUCGGAUGCAGACGUGUCCCUGCAUGUAGUUGCAGCCUCAGAUGUAUCCAGUCUGUGCAGCAAACACUGCCCGCCAAGGGGUUCCUGUGCCAUAACCGGCAGGCUGGACGGCUUUGCUGUCUUCGGGUGUCGCUGUGCGUACGGAUUCACCGGAGCUGACUGCGAGUCGGAAUAUAUGAAUGCGUGGAUGCGGACACUGGCUCAGGGGGCACUGGUUCUCUCCAAUGUGGCCAUGCUCCCCAGCUUCUUGCUCUGCCUUCGCCUCGCGGUGCGCCAUCUGAACAUCCCUGGGAAUUCCGCUGCAUGCGAUCUCUGCAAAAUAAAUAUGCAUCACGCAAAAAGUGGACAGGUUGGAAUAUGGCAAGCGCACUCCUGCUUUAUCCUCUACUUGUCUAGGGCCUUCGCCUAUUUCAAUGCUUGUAAGCACCUCUCCCCCCUGCUGCAAUACACUGGAGUCAGGCAGGCUAGCGUUUGUUCUACUGUACGGCACCAGAAGCUUCCAGACAAAAAUCAUCAGCAAUUUAGACACACUUUCCUCUGGUCCGCCCUCUAUCAUUCGUGCGUCGAUGCGUCUGCUCGGCUCCCCAUGGAGGUCCCGGUGCUGCAAAGUUUAGACUUUGUGUUUUCUUACUAUGCGCUAUUUGUCACCGCCUUGGCCCUCACAAACAUUGGGUGUAUUGCAGCAGAGCUGCUGGCCCACGUAGCCAUACUGUUGCUUCUGAGUUUUAAGUGGCUUCCAGAGACCUUUGAUCAGCAGAGCGCCUCCUGGUUUGUGAUUACCUGCGUGAUGAUUCCGUUUGUGAGCGUCGGUGUGAGAGCCUUGGCCCUCUGGAAGCAAUGCAAAGAGGCAGAGGCGAGGCAACUGCAACUGGAAGCCCCGUUGAGGGAUUGGCGACCCGAAGACAUCAGGUGGCUGGAGGGUCGAUCUGAUGCCGGAGAAGAAAUAGCUGCUCCGCCGGAGGCAGAUGAUAUGCAUCCCAGCCACCAUGAACUCCAGCAGCUGCUGAGACAAAAGAUGGAGAGGGCGCGGGAGCGAAUGUGUCUCAAGGCACUUGGCCAGGCAGUUGCUCGCCUCGAAGUAGCACGGAAGGUCCACAGUAAGCUGUGUUGCUGCACUGCGGAUCCCCGAAUGGGGUGCCUUCAAAGUCUCCUUUAUUGUUUGAAGACCACUGGCAACGCGCUGCUUCCAGGGGUAGCGGAACCGGCGAGCACAAUGGAUUCCUCAAAUAUCGUUCAUGGAUAUCGGGCAUCUUCAGACGCUUCCUUAAGCUGGGUCGCGUGCCUUGGCGUCGCUGCAACACGCGUCUCACCACACCUGGAGUUCUUAGGGCUAGGCGUCCUGCUGGCCACACUUGGCAUUGGCUGUGUCAGCGUUGAAGAGAGCAGCGACGACUAUUGGCUGAUGCACUCUCUCUGGCACAUCUGCAUUCAAUCUGCGACCUGCUUUGUCCUUAUGUCUACCCUGCAGCAUCCGAUUUUCCUAGAGCUCAGCGAUCCGAAAAGCCCCCUUUUGAGCCGUAUCGGUCCUGAAGUGCCUGUCCCCAGUCGUUCGCUCAGCGAAGCGAUUUCCGCGGUCGACGAACUUCAGGUGCCUGCGAGCACUGCACAGGGGCACCUCACCGCGGCCUUCUGGAGAGUCCUGCAUCACAACCAAAUGCGUUCGUUUGCGCUGCAUUCGGAGCCACAGGGUUCAUAUGAUGAUAUCCACGGAGGUCCCCAAUUGGAGCGCCCUGUUCGGGGAGAUAGCCAGGCUUCUUUUUCUCCAUUAAGUUUCCACUCGUUACUCUCUGCUAGUGCAGCUAGUCACAAUCUCGAGCUUCUGCUACCGGUAUUUACACGCCUCCUGGUGAUUCAAUUUUCCGUACAUAAGAAGAACCACAGAAGAAGAGCUAUACAAGAGCCUCAAGCGUCAGGCGGCGAUCGUGGCGUAACCGCUGUAGCAGACAAGGAGCCAGGCAUGCUGAGGACCGGGACGGCUACGACGAUUGCUGACGAGACAACGUCUCCUCAGAGUGCCUCGCCCGUGAGCCCAGCAAGCUCAGUAUCAAGUGAUAUGAGUGAGUGGGGUUGCCUCUGGUGCGUUGCCCGAGUGUCUCUUGGUGAGCAGGAGCUGCUGCAGAUCCACGGGGAACGCUUGCGAGCUAUUUGCCGCUUGCGGCUGAUGCCGAUUCGCAGCUGUUGUUUCCUCCCCCGCUGGCUAUGGGACCCCGCAGAAAGCCACAUGAGCACUCUGCAAACCGACGUUCGGACACCCCAGGGAGCUGUCCUUCUGUGCUCCUAA
This is a messenger RNA of Cyclospora cayetanensis, 6009 nucleotides long. RefSeq lists its product as uncharacterized. The transcript is spliced from 6 exons. Lineage: Eukaryota; Apicomplexa; Conoidasida; Eucoccidiorida; Eimeriidae. Gene Ontology annotation, cellular component: plasma membrane. The record is from RefSeq and is a predicted model, not a curated record. The coding region runs from base 1 to 6009 and encodes 2002 amino acids.